AUGCCAAGCCAGGCUCUGCUGCUUCUCCUGCUCCUCGGUGAGCUGCUGCUGCAGGCCCAGGGAGGCCACCUGAAACUGAAGAUGAUGCAGAGUGCAAAAGCCUGUCAAAAGAAGCCCAGCGUGGAUCUUUGCAGCAAUCACUGUUCAUAUUUUCUAAAGUGUCCAGAAGAAAAUACUGUAUGCUGUCCAGCUUACUGUGGGAAUGUUUGCAUGAGCCUCCAGUGA
This is a messenger RNA of Lontra canadensis (Northern American river otter), 225 nucleotides long. RefSeq names its product WAP four-disulfide core domain 10B (gene WFDC10B). Lineage: Eukaryota; Metazoa; Chordata; Mammalia; Carnivora; Mustelidae. The transcript is spliced from 2 exons. Bases 1 to 225 code for a protein of 74 amino acids. The record is from RefSeq and is a predicted model, not a curated record.